Diorhabda sublineata is the source of this 2245-nucleotide messenger RNA. It is a transcript of the gene Samuel, whose product is annotated as lethal(3)malignant brain tumor-like protein 3. The transcript is spliced from 7 exons. Gene Ontology annotation, molecular function: protein binding. Gene Ontology annotation, cellular component: PRC1 complex. Lineage: Eukaryota; Metazoa; Arthropoda; Insecta; Coleoptera; Chrysomelidae. The coding region runs from base 258 to 1553 and encodes 431 amino acids. The record is from RefSeq and is a predicted model, not a curated record.
GAUAUUAUUAAUUGUUUAAAUAUUUGUCGUAAUGCAUAUGGUGUAACCUUUAUGCUUGCGAUAAGAAUGAAAAACCUGAUAAGCAUUGACCCCUGAUAAACCAAUGGUUCACCUCAAUUAUAUUGUUGUAAACCUUACCUGUAGACGUAUAUAUGUAGUAGAAAUAAAUGUGUGGUUUUGUUAGUAAAAAUUUUCAAUUAUUGUACGGAACUCCGUGGGAAUCGUUGUGUUUGAAAAAUUAAAUAAAUAGUGAAAAGAUGGACAGCUUAGUUCGCCAUGAAAAACUAACAACCGAAGUAAGUGAAGUGAUUUUAAAUAGUGUUGAGUUUUUAAAACCUGAUAGUGAUUGUGAUAAUGAGGACAGUGAAGACUCUCCUCGAAGAAAUGGUCUAUUUUCAAUAACGGAGAAUUUAAAACACCAUAGGAUACAAGAAAAACCUCAAAUACCAGAUAGCAUAAUAAGAAACUAUGGAGAAGCAACUUCCCCCACAGACACUUUUGAAACCAAUUCCCUACUACAUUCAACAAAACCAGUUCGUAGAAAGAGAAUGGAUCGUACGGUUAAUAAUAAUGGUCCCAUCUCUACUCCAUUAUCUGCAUCUACAGAUUUUGUACUACACAAUAAUAAUCAACUCAAGAACGAAAGACUGAGCCCCGGUACACCAGACACGUCAAGUAGAUCCAGAUCUGUCACGCCUAGCUCUGCCUCACACCCUGAUACACCCCCUGCCCAGGAAAAUCCUUUAUUAGGUGGAAGGAAUUACAGCGAUUUCAUGAGAAGUUUGGCAGCGAAAUAUAAUAAUGCAAACCCAAACGAUUAUUUCAACGCAGCAAGGAAUGGUUUUCCUCCACCCAUAGAUCAAAGGUUUAAGCCGGUAUUCUCAAACCUACUUCCAAUUAAUUCACAAAAUAAAGAAAAUGAUGCUAACAAUAAAAGGUCAGAUUUCCCAGUGAUGAACCCUUUCAGCAGCGUUACUGGUGCCGCUAUGUUUCCGCCCUUAAUUGACAUGUCGACAACACAAACAUUAUUAGCAAUGGUAAGAACCGCCAAAGAAGCUGAAAUACAGGGUUUAUUGAAAAAUGUGAAACGUCCAGACUCAUCGUCCCCACUUGAUCUCUCCGCCGCUGCCCCACCCCCGAAAAGGCCGCGAUUAAAAAUUUCUCAAGGAAGUAGUCCAACAGGUGCUGGUGGUGCUACACCAACAAUUCCAAAAAGGUCAGAAAGUGAAAGUCCCAAGUUACAUGAAGACAUAUCAAACUGGUCCGUUGAAGAUGUGUGCAGCUUUAUAUCCGGAAUUGAUAUUUGUUCAGAAUAUACACAGACGUUUCGAGAUGAACGAAUAGAUGGCAGCGGUCUACCACUUCUCACCGAAGAACAUCUAACGAAUACAAUGAAUAUGAAACUGGGUCCAGCUUUAAAACUCCGCUCAAUUUUAGCAAAAAAACUUGGUUCCUGUAGUGUUUGUUUGCAUUGCAGUCAUUGUCAUAAUUCCGGAUCACCUGAACCGAGCAAUACCGCAGGAAAUACAUCAGAUUCUGGAGGAGCAUCUUGAAUACUAAACGUGAUUUUCAUGUAUUAAAGGUUCUGCAUUUUGUAAGAGGAAAUAUGUGAUGAUAAAUUAAUGAUAGUACUAUUGUACAAUGUUUAUAUGUAAAUUUAUAUUGAAAUUUCAUUCAGUAUUUACAAUUGUGGAGCAAAAAUAUUUGUAUAUUGGAACCUUAUUAGUGCAAGAAAUUUUUAUUAUUAAAAUUUGUUACUUCAUAUUAAAUUAUACGGAAACAUAAGUGUAAUAUUAUGACAUAUAUGUAUAUAUACGUUGUCACCACUCUAUUCUUUAUUUUUCCAAAACUAUGAAACAGCUUCCUCUUGAAAAAUUUGUUUCAGCAGGUUAGAUCAUAAUAUUUAUUAAUUGUUGUAAAAGUGAUGCAAUGUUUUCAGCAAAUUUAUAACAUUAUUUAUAUAUAGGAUGUAGAUAUUCAACUAGCUCAAUACAAACGAAUUUUUGUAAAAAAGCUCACAAUAGUUAUAUUAUAUCUAAGCUAUCGAAACUAAGUCAAUUUAUAUCAUGUUUUGAAUUUAUUGUUACAGUGAAUUCGUUUUUUACACCAGAAAAAUUAUACAACAUAUUUUCAUUGUAUUGACAUUUAUUUUACUUUAUGUCAUGAAACUACAAUCAAAGAACAUUUAUACAGAAGGUGUAUAUUAUAUAUGUACAUACAGGAUUAAAAUUAAUUUAAAUUGAAA